Ostertagia ostertagi is the source of this 954-nucleotide messenger RNA. NCBI's taxonomy places the organism in Eukaryota, Metazoa, Nematoda, Chromadorea, Rhabditida, Trichostrongylidae. The record is from the annotation of a GenBank genome assembly.
AUGGACCUUCAAACGAGGGUCAAAGCAUAUCGCUUUGUUGCCUACUCGGCUGUGGCAUUCUCAGUCGUCGCUGUACUCUCUGUAUGCAUUACCUUGCCAAUGGUCUACAAGUACGUGCAUCAUGUAAAGCGACACAUGCAAAACGAAAUAAUCUCUUGUAGGGGCUCUGCCAAGGAUAUUUGGUCCGAAGUGCGUACUUUAAGGAUCGCAGCUCAACCUGAAUCCAACAGAACUGCUCGUCAGGCUGGCUAUGGCGAUGCUGAAGUACACACCAACACCAACAAGGGGUCGCGUGGUGGUUGUGAAUCUUGCUGCAUUAAAGGAGCUGCGGGUCCUGGAGGUGUCCCUGGAGCACCUGGAAAACCUGGUAGACCUGGAGCACCGGGCACACCAGGCAACCCUGGAAAGCCUCCUGUUCAACCAUGCAACCCUAUCACUCCACCCCCUUGCAAGCCUUGUCCCCAGGGACCACCAGGCCCACCGGGUCCACCUGGACCGUCAGGAGACGCAGGUGCUCCUGGAAAGCCUGGAAAUGCAGGAACUGAAGCUGCAUCAGGAGCACCCGGCCCAAAGGACCACCUGGACUGCCCGGUGGAGAUGGUAAACCAGGAGCGAAUGGCGAAGCCGGCGCUCCGGCUGAGUCCGUGCCUCUGGUUCCAGGAGAACCCGGACCUGCCGGAUCACCUGGUCCAGCAGGAGAGCCUGGACCAAAUGGACAACCAGGAGAUGCCGGGGCACCUGGACCUGCUGGUCCCAAAGGGCCUUCCGGAUCACCAGGCACACCUGGAGCUGAUGGUAACUCUGGAGCGCCUGGUCAAGCUGGUACAGCAGGAUCACAAGGAGAAAAAGGAAUUUGUCCAAAAUAUUGCGCUAUCGAUGGUGGAGUGUUUUUCGAGGACGGAACUCGACGAUAGAUUCCUGAUCAAUACGCCAAUAAAUCUUUACAUAGCAUGA